Messenger RNA from Puntigrus tetrazona (Sumatra barb), 3259 nucleotides. RefSeq names its product histone deacetylase 7b (gene hdac7b). The record is from RefSeq and is a predicted model, not a curated record. Gene Ontology annotation, biological process: chromatin organization. Gene Ontology annotation, cellular component: histone deacetylase complex. Gene Ontology annotation, molecular function: histone deacetylase activity. The transcript has 19 exons. Bases 292 to 2610 code for a protein of 772 amino acids. NCBI's taxonomy places the organism in Eukaryota, Metazoa, Chordata, Actinopteri, Cypriniformes, Cyprinidae.
ACGUUAAGCUAAGAAGCAAACAGCAGUUGAUGUAGUGAGAGGAGAGGAAGCUCAGCAGGAGGGGCUUCAGGGAGGGCAGUGUGAGCCUAAAUGUCACUCAACAUAAUCACACCUUUGGAGUUCGCUGUAGUGCGGGGCUGGUGCUAUCUGCAGGUGCUUCAGAUUUGUUCGGCUGUUCAUUUUCUGAUGCAGACAGCCUGAGAGUGCAAAUGCACGUUGUUUGUCUUUUUCAGAUGAGCAUUCGAUGCCUGGAAACCUAUUAGAGGUGUAAAAGUUAUGCAGACGUGACAGAUGUCUGAACAUCAGCACGGGAAGCUGGAGAGAAGGAGGGAGAGCAAACAAAAGCCAUUUAAUCAGCCUCUGAAUAAAAAUAAGAGCGAACAAACAGGUGCAUGUUCCGGUGCCAGUGACUGGGUGAAACGAAAGCUAAAUCAUCACAUUCGAAAUAAACAUAGGAAAUUGGAAAGUCAGGGUCCAACCCAACUCUGUGCAUCAAACAUACCUGAAUCUCUUUGUUCGAAGGAGGACAGUCCUUUAAGAAGAACAGCCUCGGAGCCCAUUCUGAAGCUGCGACUGAAGAGAAGUGCAUCGGGAAGACAGAACCCACUGCAGCGUAAAGCCAGUGCGCCUCCUGCUGUCAGAGCGUCUGACUCUAUGGGGGGAUCGUCUUCCAGUUCUACUACAGUAUCCAUAAGAAGUUCCUCAGCAGAUAAAAAAAUGAACCGGCAAGAACCAGAGACCUAUAGCAUGUCAUCACCACACCAGCUAGAUUAUUCUUUUCUUCAGGGUGAAUCUUCUGUACACGCUGAUGUUCAAAGCACCAUGCUCUGGACUAGAUACGAACAGCCUCUCUUUGCCUUGCAUCCGCCUGUUAUUCCAGUUCAUGGACUACAGCCGGUGGUGAUGUCUCAUAGACCUUUGUGCAAAUCCCAGUCGGCACCUUCUUACUACCAGCACGUCCACACUCAGACCAUUAUGAUUACACACCCCAUGUACCAACAGCAAUGGCCACACGACUCAUUCCAGCAACACACCGAGACAAAUGUACAUUUGCAUACAAACACGCAGAGCUCUUUUUCCCAAACUCAUUAUAAGGUGCCUCUUCACAGGGUGCAGCCUGGGUCAUUUAGAUCCCUGAGAAAACAAAGAGAGAGAACAGGAGAGGACUUACACAUACCGUCUGAAUCACCACAUGGAUGCUGCAGUAAUCAGUCGGGAGUAGUGCAGCGCAGUGAAUGCUUUGAUGUGCAAAAACUAAAUGUAUAUCCCCGGAACCUUGCACGUGUGAAUUCCUCUCCAGGCACCAUCGACAGAAGUCUGCCUUCACGUUUAUCCUUACCUCUCGGCCGGGAUGUCAGAAGAAAACCAAACUGUACCACAGGUUUGGUGUUUGACUAUCAGAUGAAACAUGAAUGUGUCUGUAAAGAUACCAGCUGUGAUUCUGGGCAUGCUGGCAGAAUUUUGAGCAUCUGGUCAAGACUAAAGGAGUGUGGCCUCUGGAACCAGUGUAAGUUGGUUACAGGCAGGCCAGCCACGUUUGAGGAGCUACUCUCGGUCCAUUCAGAACAGCUUAUUAUCAGCUUCUUCCAAAAAACAUUUUCCAUGUCGUAUCAAAGUCAAACAGAUCAUGAUACGGUAUUGAGUAAUUCCUGCAAUGCAGAAUUUCUGAAGAUGUCAGUGGGCAGUCUGAUAGCACUGGCUUUCCGAGUGGCUGGAGGAGAGCUAAGAAAUGGGUUUGCUGUUGUCACAACACCAGGACACCAAGCAUCACAAUCUCAAACAUAUGGUUCCAGUAUAUUUAAUUCUGUAGCCAUUGCUGCUAAACAGCUUCAGGAGAAAUUAAAGGUUAAGAAGAUCCUUAUAGUAGAUUGGGAUGUUCAUCAUGGUAAAGGAACUGAGGAGAUAUUCUACACAGAUCCUAGUGUCCUCUAUAUAUCCCUGCAUCGCUAUGACGAUGGUUCCUUCUUUCUUGGAAAUGGAAAUCCCACCAGGGUAGGAUCAGAUAGAGGGAAAGGCUAUAAUGUAAACGUGGCAUGGUCAGGAGGCCUGAAUCCUCCAAUGGGAGAUGCAGAAUACCUAGCUGCAUUCAGAACGGUAGUGAUGCCAAUUGCUCAUGAGUUUUCCCCAGAUGUGGUGCUAGUUUCAGCUGGUUUUAAUGCUGCUGAAGGUCACCCAGAGACUCUGGGUGGAUACAAAGUCUCAGCAAACUGUUUUGGAUUCAUGACCCGAAAGUUAAUGGAGUUGGCUGAAGGUCGAGUGGUGUUGGUGUUAGAGGGAGGUUAUAACCCCACGUCCCUCUGCGACUCACUGCAAGCCUGUGUGAGCGCUCUCAUGGGAAACAAGCCUGAGCCUUCAGAUAAGGAGUUAGUAAGGAAACCCUGCAUCAACGCAGUCGAGUCUCUAAGGACAGUUCUACAAGUUCAGAGCAGGUACUGGCAUUCAGUGAGGCCUAUGGUAAACACAGUGUCUAUGUCCUAUGUGAAUGCAGAGAGGAGAUACUCGGCAGGCCGUGAAGCUGCUUUAGUCCUGGAUGGCCUUCAUAUGACUCUUCCAAGCAGCAGCCGUUUUCUGAAUGAGCCUAUGGAGCACGAUGAAGCUGAUUCGUUGUAGAAGCCAGUCUAUUCCUCUCCAGGCAGAAGUCAGACAUCCAGCGCUGUAACUGACUGUGAUCUAUGACGGCUGCAGUGACAAUCCUCAGGAACUUAGCUAAACAAGAGAAAUUCACUAACACAUCUUGUGAGUGAUUUAUUGAAAAGUAAUUUGAUGACAAAGAUUUGACUCACGAAGCCUCUGUGCAAUGUCAAAUAAGGUUUUCAUACAGACAGGAAGUGAAAAUUUACCCAGAAUUUUUAAGGGACAAAACAUUUGGUUAAUACACUACCUUUUGAACAUUUGGGGUCGGUCAUUUUUGCACUGAAACAGCAGUCCCUACUAAUUUAAAAAGAAUACAAUCCUGAGAUAUUUUGCAUUAUGUUUAAGCUAUGUUUUUAUCAUUAUUAACAGUGACAGUGAUAUCCUUGUAUCUCAAGUCUUUAUAUAGCAAGAAUUUAAAAAGGUACAAAGUACUUAGUGCUUUACUGUGUCAGUAUCAGUUAGUAUUUCUGAGAUUUUAAUUUUUUUUAUUACCAAGCUUGUAAAUAUUUGUUUUGUGAAAUACCAUGACAGUACUUGCAUAUUUUUCAGUUUUUUUUAUAUUAUUUUUUAUAUUGUUUUUGUAAUAUUUUCAUUUUACUUAAUUGUCUUGAAUAUGUUUUGCUGU